This is a messenger RNA of Aspergillus clavatus NRRL 1, 1371 nucleotides long. Its product is annotated as universal stress protein. The coding region runs from base 1 to 1371 and encodes 456 amino acids. NCBI's taxonomy places the organism in Eukaryota, Fungi, Ascomycota, Eurotiomycetes, Eurotiales, Aspergillaceae. The record is from RefSeq and is a predicted model, not a curated record. The transcript is spliced from 3 exons.
AUGUCGACCACCCCCGAUAGACCUUCGCUCGAAAGCGAGGACCACACCCCAGACCAUGACGACGCCGGAGCAGGACAGGAAACCUCUUCUCCACGCAGUGUGUCCCGUGCGGAGGAUACGAGCCCGCGACGCAAAUCUAUCCAGUUCAGUAUCGGCGGAGGCGGACUCCAGCCUGCUAUCCGGCAGUCUACAGGCGUCAAAGCGAAGAGCGUGCCGCAGCUCGAAGUCCAAGAAAAGGAAUCCAGGAGUGUUAGUCGAGGCCACUCUCCACCACCGCCGAGAACGUACGAGCGUGGUGUUUCCUUUGACACGUUCGAUAAUCCGGAUGCCGCGGACUAUUCCUUGACGCUAAAUUACAAACACAAGGGGUACCAGUGUACUCGUCGCAGCAGGACCUUCCUCUGUGGCACCGACCAGAACGACUAUUCGAAUUUCGCCUUGGAGUGGCUGAUCGAUGAGUUGGUCGAUGACGGUGAUGAGAUUGUCUGUCUUAGGGCUGUCGAGAAAGACUCUGGCCUCGCGAGCGACGCGGAAAUCGAGGCUGGGAAGUAUCGGAAAGAAGCAGAGAAGCUGUUCGAGCAGGUAAUCCAGAAGAACAGCCAGGAUGAAAAGGCUAUCAGUCUGGUCUUGGAAUUGGCGGUUGGCAGGGUACAGGACAUUAUCCAGCGCAUGAUCAGAAUCUACGAACCUGCCGUGCUGAUCGUUGGCACGCGUGGUCGAAAGCUUGGAGGCGUGCAGGGCUUGCUGCCUGGUUCUGUCUCCAAGUAUUGUCUGCAGCAAUCGCCGAUUCCUGUUAUUGUCGUCCGCCCUUCCACCAAGCGAGAGAAGAAAAAGAAGAAGCGACUCGCAGAUCCUACUCGGCGUAGCUACAAUCAUAUUCUGGAGAUGAGUGAGCGACGUGGCAGUCACAUCUUCGAUGCCAGCUCGAGCACUGAGAGCAACAUCUCUAGGCUACCCGAUGAAGAGGCGGCUGUUGCUGCGGCUUUGGGUCUCCCUCCGUCGUAUGCGAAUUCGCGGACCUCCCUUUCUAUGUCGGAGCGAAGCAGCGUCAGCCACGAGGACUCUGCGUCGCCGAACUGGGGCUCUUUGGACGUCGCCGCCAAGAGUCCUCCUGCUGGAAGUACGGAGACCACUGAAGACGAAGGCGCUUCCAGUGAUGGAAAGUCUUCUCCCCAGCCAGAGAAUCACGGUGAAAGUGAAUCGCUUAAGCUGAAGUCUCCGGAGGCCAAUCAUACUGGUCCCGAUCAUGGUGCAGUUGCUUCCGACGGCCGAGCGCGAACUACUACGAAGACUGCUCCACCACUGGCGGCCCCGAAGGUCAAAAUUCCGGUGAUUGUCACUGAAGAUAUUUCUACGGAAGAUGGGAAAUAA